AUGGAGGAUAAAGCGUCACUGAAAGAGCUUGAUCAGUGGAUAGAGCAGCUAAAUGACUGCAAACAACUGACAGAAAGUCAAGUUAAAACUCUCUGCGACAAGGCUAAAGAGAUCUUAGCUAAGGAGUCAAAUGUCCAGGAAGUAAAAUGCCCGGUGACAGUAUGUGGAGAUGUCCACGGACAAUUUCAUGAUCUGAUGGAGUUGUUUAGAAUAGGUGGUAAAUCUCCAGAUACAAAUUAUUUAUUUAUGGGAGAUUAUGUCGACAGAGGUUAUUAUUCUGUCGAAACUGUAACUCUACUAGUAGCACUUAAGGUGAGAUACAGAGAAAGAAUAACUAUUUUAAGAGGGAAUCACGAAUCCAGACAAAUUACACAAGUUUACGGUUUUUACGAUGAGUGUCUACGCAAGUACGGAAAUGCGAACGUCUGGAAAUUUUUUACCGAUUUAUUUGAUUACCUACCCUUGACUGCGUUGGUCGACGGUCAAAUAUUUUGUUUGCACGGUGGUCUAUCACCUUCCAUUGAUACCUUGGAUCACAUUCGUGCUUUGGACCGUCUCCAAGAAGUACCACACGAGGGACCAAUGUGCGAUCUAUUAUGGUCAGAUCCGGAUGACAGAGGAGGAUGGGGCAUCUCACCUCGUGGUGCCGGUUACACAUUUGGCCAAGAUAUUUCUGAAACAUUUAACCACUCCAACGGCCUGACUCUUGUAUCGCGAGCUCAUCAGCUUGUUAUGGAAGGCUACAACUGGUGUCAUGACCGUAAUGUUGUAACAAUAUUUUCUGCACCUAAUUAUUGUUAUCGUUGUGGUAAUCAAGCUGCGAUUAUGGAAUUGGAUGACGCUUUGAAAUAUUCAUUUUUGAUCCAGCACCACGACGUGGAGAACCACAUGUCACCAGGCGGACACCGGAUUACUUCCUCUAAGGAGUUAAAAUAUCAAGAUGAUAGAUUUAAAACUAAG
Messenger RNA from Cotesia congregata, 960 nucleotides. NCBI's taxonomy places the organism in Eukaryota, Metazoa, Arthropoda, Insecta, Hymenoptera, Braconidae. The record is from the annotation of a GenBank genome assembly.